GAACGGUUGCUGAGAGAUGAAGGCGGCAAUUUGAGAGUUAUCUUCAAGAUUUGACCGGUUUGUACGCCCGAGUUUGUACGAAACUCUCGAUAAGUUUGUUCCAGAAUAAGUUUACGCAGGUUUACGUCAGGCUGUUCCAGAAACGAAGAGAAACAAGCUUAUAUGAUGAUGUCAAGACUGGUUUUCUUCUUCUUGAUUUUGAUGCUUUUCCCGGAAGAAGGAGAAGCAUGGAGAAGGAGAAGGCGCAGACGAUGGACUCCCCCGCCGCCACAAAAUUGCAUCGUAUCUGGCUGGUCUUCGUGGAGUCCCUGCUCUCAGAAAUGUCAUAUUGGUACCCAGACAAGAACACGUACUGUUACUACUCCCGAAAGAUGGGGUGGCAGCUGUCCAUAUUCCCUUACACAAAGUCAGCAGUGUGGUUUAAUCAACGGAGGAUGUGACCAGCUUUGUAACAAUGGAGUUUGCUCUUGUCAGAUAGGCUACACUCAAUCAGGUAAAAAGUGCAAUGACAUUGAUGAGUGUGCAUCAAAUAGUGGAUUGGGUCCCUGCAGUCACAUCUGCAAGAACACAGUUGGCUGGUACAAGUGCGAGUGCCCCAUGGGUUAUUAUCUUGGCACUGAUUCCCAUAAAUGUCUUGCGUAUGAUUGUGGUGAUCCUACUACUCUGUUGAAUACAUGUCCAUCAGAUUCCCACAGUGAUCACGUCUCCUCUGUUUGUGCUAAUGUUGCGGCAAGCUGUUUGCAAGGAACAACCUACAAUGAACAGUGUUCCCUGAACUGUCCUCAGAACUAUGCAUUAGCCAAGAUCACUGCUCAGCCGAACAAGAAGUUUGGCGAGGAUUAUUCCAAUGUCGACUUUUCAUCGGUGAUUUCUAGUAUAACUUGCCAAAAAACUGGCCCAGCACAAAUAUCCAAUGUCUGGGAUGUGAGGGACAAUGAGCUCAGCCAGUACUAUUGUAGACGAUCAAAUGAUCCUCCUGUCGAGUUGCAUCUGAAUGGUUCUGUUCUUGCGGAGCAUUCAGCUAUCGGGACCUUCAUUGGAACACUAAGUUCCCAAGACAUGCAACCGGGACAGACAUUCAUGUACACAGUUCAAACACCAAGUGCACUUCUCGCAGCUCAGGGAGAUAAGUUAAUCAACAUGUGGGAUAAUCCAAUACUAAAUGGAAACGUGUCCUUAAACGAUGGCACUUUAGAAGUGACAAUUAGAACAACAGAUGAUGGUGUGCCUCCCAUGUGGCUAGAGAAGACAUUUCCAAUCACAAUUCAGAAUGUGAAUGACCCUCCUGAGCAGGUCAACUUGUCUAAUACUGAUGUCUAUGAGAAUGCAACUGUAGGGACAGUGAUUGGAGAAUUGACAGCUGUUGAUGGGGACGACCCACCAAAUACUGAUCCGCACUCAAACUUUAAAUGGGUGUUAAUUCAUGAUGGUGAUGGAAAAUUUGGUAUUAAUGUCAACAAGAUUGUUGUUGCUCAGAGUUUGGUUCCUGGAUUGUUUAAGAUAACAGUCGAUUGUUCGGACUUUGGAGUCCCAGUGAAAUCAACCACACAAGACUUCAUAAUAAAUGUGAUGAACAUCAAUGACGUUCCACACUCAUUACAACUAGUUGGCACCACUGUACGUGAAUUGGCUCCUGUUGGUACCGUUGUCGGGCAGCUUGUAGUAAUAGAUAAGGAUGGUGAUGAUGUGUCUUUUGACAUCAGCCAAUCAGAUGCGGGCACACUGAAUAAGUUUGAAAUCGGUGAUGUCAGAUGCAUACGUACAGGUCAUGGACUAGACAAUAAGUGCAAAGUGAAUGUCACAGUAAAAUCUUCCCUAAAUUAUGAAGACAAAGCAUGGUACAGGCUAAGUGUUCAAGCCAAUGAUUCUUAUACACGAGCAUUUAAAGUGUUCAACAUCGAAGUUAAAAAUGAGAACGAGGCUCCAACUGCUAUCAGUUUGACAGGUUCUCAUUUUGUGAUGGAAAAUGCAGCGGCAGGAGCUGUUGUUGGACAAUUUUUGGUCACUGAUCCAGAUAAUGCCAAGUCCCCAUCACAUCAAAGACACACAUGCUUGUUUGAUGUCAGUCAACCUAGUGAUGAAAAUUACUUUAUCAUCAGCACAGGACUGGUGUUGAAAGUGAAAGGAGCUCAACAGAUUGAUUAUGAGCAGAUGAAAAGUCUGGCUUUCACUGUGAUUUGUACCGACAGUGGCAACCCACCACGCUCACUGUCAGCUGGCUUUGUUAUAUCUGUGAAAGAUGUCAAUGAGCCUCCUGUUAACCUGACACUGUCUAGCACAACUGUUGACGAGAACACUCUCCUUAGUAAUCCUGUGGGUAGCCUUUCGUCAGAUGACCCAGACCAUCCUGGAGGUGUUCAUACUUAUAGUAUUGUGGGUCCAGCUGGUGUGCCAUUCAGAAUUGGUGGAACUAACAACAGAACACUGUUAGUGAAUGGUCCCUUGGAUCAUGAGACAAGUCCAACAAGCUUAGUCAUCAUCAGAGCUACUGAUGAUGGAGGCCUUUUUAUAGAAAAGACCUUCAAGAUAACCAUCAAUGAUGUGAAUGAUCCACCCAGCAACCUCACUCUUCCCACACCAUCACUGAGAGAGAACAGUGCCGAAAGAGUGUUGAUUAGUUCCAUAAUACUCACAGAUCAGGACGGAGACCUUCCCUCCUGCAGGCUCUUGGACAGUUCUGGUGGUCGUGUCAAAGUUGUGGGUACAAAUCUGGUUGCAGGACUGACUAAAACAGACUAUGAAUCCAAUGACAUGCCUUCAACAAAGGAGUUUAGUAUAACAUUAAAUUGUUCUGAUGGACACGGGAUGUUUAUUGCAAAGUCAUUUCUCAUCAAAGUUGUUGAUGUCAAUGAGGCCCCAUCAGAAAUCAAACUGAGUGCCACCUCUGUCCGUGAAAAUGAACCUGAUGCAGUGGUUGGUAAAGUGACAGUUUCUGACCCAGACAAAGGCCAGCUUCAUCGGUGCACUGUUCAUGAUCGUAUUGUUGAUGUGGGAUCCAGCACUGGGACACCAAGUCAGUUUUUCACUGUGGAUAGUGCAUUGAACCUCAAGACAUCACACGGUUUGAAUUUUGAAGCUCAACACAGCUUGGAUAUCAUGAUCAACUGUAGUGAUAAUGUGACAGACAGUUUCUUCAAGACAGAGUUGUUUACUAUCACAGUCAAAGAUGUUAAUGAAGUGCCAUCCGAUCUGUGCAAUGCACCCAUCUUGGUGGGUCUGAAGACUUCAGUUGGUGCUGUGAUUGCAGUCUUGCGUGGCAGUGAUCCUGAUAAUGAAAACGCAAUUCAUGACGAUCCUUCAAACCACAGCGUGGUUAUCAAGAAUAAACAACAAUUGACAUAUUCCUUGACUGUGCAGAACUCCUGGCCUUUUAGAAUUGACAGAAACAGUCUUUUCAAGAGUGAGCAAAUAUCUAUAUCCCAAAACUUCACAAUAAGUGUGGAAGUCAAGGAUGAUGGCAUCAUUGUGGAAAGUUUCUCUUCCAAGGGAUACCAGUACACCAAGAGCAAGUCCUUGUCAGCAGUCUUUAAUUGCACUGUGAUUGUUUCAGAACACUACCAGACAGCUGAAAUCCUUCUUGAACCCAGUCAAGUGUCUGUUACAGCAGCUGAUGGUGCAGUGAUUGGGAUCUUGUCAACAGUCAGCCAAAAUCCUGGUGAAACGUUUUUGUACGAUCUCGUAGAUGAAGCUCAUUUGCCUUUUAGAGUAUCUGGAAAUAAACUUCUUGUUGCUAAGAAGGAUGGUUUGGAUUUCCAAGUGUCAAGUUCUGAAGAAGCUUUGCUCCCAAUAUCCAUUAUAAGUAAAGGCAGCGUGUCUGGUAUUGUCAGAGAGUCUUUCUAUGUGAGAGUUGUAGAUGAAAGGGUUCAUCCAGUCAACAUGUGUUUGAUUCCGCACACUGUGAAUGAAAAUCAACCAUCCGGCAUUAUUGUGGGUCAGCUGAUCAUCGACGACUCGUCAUCACCAUUAUCAUUUUGCGCUAAACAGCACUGCUGCCCUCACCCUCGAAGUCUAGGCAGGCAGUUUGAUUAUCAAUGCCAUGUUGACACUCCAGAGAAUAAUGAGGCCACUCCACAGCUUCAAAAAAAUGUUAGUUCAUUGUUUAGACUGGAUGAUGGCUUUCUCCUUCGUACCAGGGUUCCACUUGUCUACAAUAACUUCAAGGACUCUAAUGGGAGCGUGGAAGUACACUUUAGCUGUUACCAUACCAGUCGUCCACUGCAAUUCAUUGGACAAUCUCUCCAAGUUUCUGUUGCAGAUUGUGACAACAAUAAUGUGUGUCCAGACAUUGACGAGUGUUCGUCAUGUCAGAAUGGUGGCACCUGUCAAGAUGUGAUUGAAGGCUACAGCUGCCUGUGUAUGUCUGGAUAUACUGGUGUCCACUGUGAGACAAACGUUAAUGAAUGUCAAGGCAUUGACUGUAAGAACGGAGGUGUUUGUGCGGAUGGAAUUGCAUCCUUCACUUGCCAGUGUGCUGGUGGAUUUUCAGGGGAAUUUUGUGAACGGCAACCGUCUCUUUGUGCAAAUUGUGCUGCAAGAACGUUGUGUGUAACCGUUACGCAAGCAGCCAUCAGGUGUUUAGAUAAGCAAUACCACAUCCCAAUUCUCGUGAGCGAGACAGGAAUAUCAUCGAAGAGAACCACCGAGCUGGAGGAAGAUAUAGCAGCCAUUUUGGAUGCAAAAAGAAGUGAAGGCAACCAAGCGAGCGCCAGAAAACGAAGAGCGCAAGCAAAUUUCUUCUAUGUUGAAAUUCUUAAAAUCAAUCAACUGAGUACCCAGAGACAGAGUCUACUGAUCCUCACAGCCCUGGAUGCCACCAACACGUACUCCCCUCUUCUCGCUUCUGAAGCAUGCGCAUUGCUCGUCAACACCGAGCGCAAGUGCGUGGAGAGUUGUCAAAUACUGAUAGAGGCUGACCUGCCUUGUGGCCAAGGGGGAUCAAAUAAGAAUGUUGAUGUUCCCAAGGAAGAAGCAUCACAAAGCCUGUCCACUGGAGGAGUGGCGGGCAUUUCUAUGGUGAUCAUUGUUCUCAUUGGUGCCAUUCUAGCUGGUGCUGCCUUCUACUACAGAAGGAAAUACAAAAUGGCAAAGCAGAAUCAAGAAGAAGUUCGUUACCAGUCCCGCACGGAAGAGAUCGAUUUCUCAAACCCAAUCCAUGGCGACAACAGAAAUGCGGCGACGUCAAAACCGUCGAACAGGGAAUGGGCCGAGAAACUGAAGAAGGAUUCCGACGGACUUGUGCAACACAACUUGGAUCCAACUUUGGCCAUCAAACGAAAUGAUAUCAAGAUGUCAGAGAACCCUCUUUAUUAUCGUCCUUCCACCAAUAAUUCCGGCGGGAGUGAAGAGUUCUCCAAGGCGGUGAGAAUGCCUGAAGAGGAUGACAUUGCGUCGGCUAAAGCACAGAACAAAGAAGAGAAUCCUUACUCGGAACCCAAGGAUGAUGCCCAUGGGGGAGCACUGAAUCCCUCUUAUGAAACCUCCCCUCCGAUGCGGGUAUCCCUCGAUUAUAAAUCGGCUAAAUCCCAGGGAGGGGAAAUCGCCGAAGCUGAAAAGAAUCUAAAUGCAUACUUGAAAGGUGCGAACGUCAAAGUUCGUGCUUCCAACGCGGCUCAACCAAAGAAGUUUAAGCGACAGAGAAGUGGCGAGAAAGCAUCAAAUAAUGAUGAAAUGCGUUCACUAAAAAACAGCGAGGCUCCACCGUCAUUUGACAAUCCAUUUUACAGCCAUAAUCCUACGAGUGACCAAGCAACCUCCAACGAAGAUCCGACAUACUCGACCAUCCCUGCCUUGCAAGUUGGCCGGCCAUGCUUACCGCCGAGGACUCUCGGAAGAUCGUACGAAGCACCACCGGAGCCUAUCGAGCUUCAGGACGAGGACGACACGUACGAAAAGGUUAACUUCGGAGACACAGAAGCGUGAGCUGUAUUUUAAACAAGUAGUUUUCUGUGCCUUUUUUUCUACCCUGUUACACAGUACAAUUUUUGAUACAGAAAAAUGAGUUACAGUGGCGUAAGACGUCAGGCGAUUGUGCACAACUCAAGAAAUGGAGCUGAACGAGACGUUAACUAAUUGUGUGGAAGUUUUCGUGGUUGGGAUAAUAUCUUUCUCAGUUACGGCGUAACCCCAAAACUCGAAACUCGCAUGUAGAGAACAGUUUUACUAAUCAUAAAAUAGAUGAUUUACAAAACCACGACAACGACAACGAGAACGUCACUAAACACGUGAUCUGCACGUGCGUUAUACAAGUCGCUACAUUUGAGCAUUCUUUGCAACUGAGUUGAAAUGAUUAAAAGGUGAAUUUUCCAUAUUUCUACUUGGACAGGCUGGAACGUUGUCUUUGCAAAUUCCUGUGUAAGAUAGUGUAGCGGCGCGAGAAAUGAUCGUCAUUCCGAACGUCUUCGCUGUGAUUUCAAACUCUGUUCUAUGCAGCUCUCGUUGAAACUUGACUCGCAGUGCAACAUGCAUGGUUUUCACGAAAAAUUGUACUGCGUAAGAGGGUCUCAAGGAAACGUCUUUCAACGCAAUCAAGUGUGUGUGUAGCGUUUUUGUUGGUGCAUUUUAUAUUCCUUUUUUUAUUUUUUACUUAUUUUUUUAUUUAUUUUACUGUACUUUUUUUCGUUAGCACAUGUAAUUGCAAAUUUAGCUAAGCGAGGUUUUCAAUGUACUUAAAGCUUCGAGAUUUUAGUAGUUAGAAACACUGUGUGUUUUUGUACUAGUCUCCCAUACCAGGUUGUGGAUUUCGUGUAUUUCUUAACAGAACUAUAUAUGACAUUUUUACUUGUAUACGACACGCACUCUUUUUUUAUAACAUCGUUUGUAUUGAGGCUGAGGGUGGAAGUUUCUAUUUUUCAACGAUUUGGUCCUGAAAAUGUUCUUUAGAGAUUUGUAUUUUUGAAGUUUUUUAAAAAGUUGAAUUGCAAUAACUCUUGGUUAAGUCGCUGUCACGUGACAACAAUGUUGAUUCCCUGGUACAACUGAAUUAAGCUGAUUCGUUCUGUAUGUAUAUUUGUCAUUUUCACACUAAAUUUAUGGGAAAAAUUCAAGAUUUUUGCCAAAUGUUCAUUAAAAAACUUAAAAAUUAAAAGAGAGUGCACGAUAAGUUGAAAACUAGUCAGACUGUGGUUGGUAUACUUUUUUAAAAAGUUUUUUAUCGUCAUUUUUGUAUGGUUUACAUACACUUCGACAUAGUGUUGUUGUGUUAACAUUAAAAAACCACUGGCAUCAUAGACCAGCAAUAAAAUCAUAGCAUUGUGAUAUUAUGACGUAAGUUUUUUAAUUUUUCGAGCUUCAAGUUCUGUAAGGGAAGCUAACGACAUUUCGUGAGUUUCAAAUGGUUCGACAUCAUUUUUGCGGCAUGCAAUUUCCUUGAAAAUACUUUUGGAAAAGAGCGCAACAUUUUUAUAGUGGAUCUGUAAACAUACUGCAUUCCUUUGCAGCAGACACAAGUACCCAUUGGGUACCUAUUUGUAUAGUGGACAUGUUUCAACAGUCGACUGUCAUCGUCAGGUACGACAAACAUCACACAAUGAAGUAUGAAUUGACUUCGUAGAAAAUUAUCACUCUCCAUCUGCUAUUUUAAUAGACGUUAUGGAAACAUUGUAGAAAAUAAUUUUAGAAAUAUCUGGUAUUGUUGCUGAUGUAUAUUUAGCUCUUGUGGUAAUAGUAAACCCUAAUACUUGUAGUUUAUAAAUUCCUGUCGUUCCUGUAAAUGUUAAGAUAGAUACUUUUUAACCGUGUAAGUAUUGUAGAGUAUUAGUUUUAUUGAGUGUAAAUACAUGUAUACUCUGGUUAGUGAACGUAAAGGUAUGUAUUAUGGGUACUUUUGGUACGAGAGGGUUAUCCGAAAUAGCAAGGCCUCUUUCGAGCCUAACAAGUAAGAAUAAAUAGAGUAUUUAUUUUAAGAUAGUUUUAAAGCAAACGCUGACGCUGUUAAAGGUAUUAAGAACCAUCGUAUCGUUGCUGCAGAGUCACACUUUGUAAAAUGUUACCGUAUUUGCAUUCGCAAAACUCUGUCGAAUAAUAACGUAAAGUGUCACACUACUAGAUUAGAUUUGUUGAAACGAAAAAACACUGUAAAAUACAAUGAUAAGUAAGCCGUGAUUUAGAUUUUCUUACUUCUUGACCACAUCGCGAUCAUUUGCAUAACAUGGUGGCGUGAGUUUUACAUUUUGUAGGAGCUUUGUAUUAUGUCACGAAGAGCUUCACCCAGCAAAAAUUUGUAAAAUUUUGGAGAAUAUUUGGAAUUUAAUUUAAUGAAGCGAGAAAAGUCGGCAUUAGUAUAAAUUUACUAGCGGUCUAUCACGAAUACCGCUUUCUGAAUGGCCACGCUAUACUCACUAUCUAUUCUGUUGUAGAUAGUGAGUAGCGUAGCAAUGUGCGCCAGGUAAUAAACUGGGCACUUCUUUGCGUUUUCGAAGUGUGUUUGAAGAGGAUUUAGAGAAGGUUCUGCACGACUAGCAGAUUUACACUGAAAACAAUUAGAUUAUUCGCUCUCGAUUUCCACGCGAGAUAGAAAUCUCGAGCUCAUAAUCUAAUUGUUAAUUAGAAAUUACGGAAAAGAGAGAAGGGACUAUUUCCCUUGGUAUUUGGUUUUUAUCUCUUAGCGGUAUUUACUAUCCGUUCGUGGUAAGUUGAAAAAUGUGACGAGGCUUACGGAAAAAUGUCAUGUGGAAUUAUAUAUUAUUCUAGUAAUGAAAGAAAUUGUAAAUCCAGAAUUUUAUAAAAUUAUCUAAAUAUUACGUCACGCACAUGGCACAAUAAAUAUUAAAUCUUUAAUAUUUCA
Molecule: messenger RNA, 8782 nt
Organism: Orbicella faveolata
Lineage: Eukaryota; Metazoa; Cnidaria; Anthozoa; Scleractinia; Merulinidae
Biological process (GO): homophilic cell-cell adhesion; cell migration; multicellular organism development
Cellular component (GO): catenin complex; membrane
Molecular function (GO): beta-catenin binding; cadherin binding; calcium ion binding
Source: RefSeq, a predicted model, not a curated record